GCCUCUCCAAGUGUCCGCGAAGAGGAAUCAUGAAUGUCGGUACUUAAAAACGAGUCGCAUAACGUCGAUCUAUCUAAUCGAUGAGUGCCAUUCGUUAGUUCGAGUGACCUGAAGAAAAGAAGAGUGAAAGCGGUAGAGAACGGGAAUGUAUGGAGAUGGAACGUGGUCACGGUGCGGCUCCCUUGACCGUUGCGUGCGCGUGUGUUUCGCGGUGUCGUUAUCGAGCAUUAUCGAAAUUUCUUUCAUUACUCAUCGUCGAUACACCGAUUGGCCCUGGUAAACAGCCGGGCAGCAGCCGUGUUUUCUUGCUCCUCUCUAAAAACUGAUACACAGACGUCCCGUCAUCCGUUCGCGAAUGAUCCUCCGUGUCCCACGGCGCGGCGCAACAGCUUCGUCUGCGUUCGCCAAAGUCGACGGUCGUCGAUUUUUCGAAUCAUCCACGGUACCAGAGACCCGUCGAGAACACGCGGCAGCUGAGUGCUUGCGAACCGAUAACACACCGCCGCCCGUUUCUAGUUACGCCAAUGUCAUUGGAGCUGACAUGUGUUUCUUUUUGAAUGACAGUGAACGUGUACAGUGUCGAUAAUGAGCAAGACGGUGCAUUACGCUUUGGUGGCUUUCUGGGAAAAGUCUGGCUGCAAGAUCAUCGCUGAUUACCCUGCGAAACAGGAUCCAGCUUACAGAGCGAUCGCAUUGAGCACGGUGGAUGGUCUGAAGUCGCUGGAGAACGAUAAGAUCAGCCUCGAUCGGGGCAAAUACACUGUGCACGUGUUGAUAAGAGAGUUACACUAUGCCUGUUUAACGUCGAAACCAGAUUGCCCCUCGUCUGCCGCGAAAUUGGAAUCCUGUUCCCAGGUGUUUUUGGAAAGGUUGCGAAGCAUUUACAUGGAACUACCAAUAUUAGCGGAUCUCUCGAGAGACCUGUCCAAUCUUGCUGUGAUUGACCUCUCGAAACCGUUGAAAAAGAUAGUGGAGGAAUACAAUCGACAAGAGAUCGAUAUUAUUCCGAAAUUGGAAGGGGAACUUGCGGAGAUUCGAAAGACGUUGAUGGAUGGCGUUCAAAAGCUCAUCGACAGGGGUCAAAGGCUGGAUGACCUUGUACGAAAAACUCAGAGCUUGCAAAUCAUGUCCCGAAAGGACUUCCACGUGAUGAGAACAACCCGGAAGAAGAAGAACGCGAUGGUGGCCGCAGUGGCAACAGUCACGAUGUUCGCCUCCACAUCCCUCUUCGUUUUCCUCCUCUACCUCGGCAUUCUAUGACCAUAGACGCACCUUAAGAAAGACAGUAAAUUAUUUAUUGGCUGCUACUCGCCUUCUGUCUUUCGUGUCGAGUGCCUUGUAGACAGUUCAUACUUGCAUUGUUCGGAAACAGUGACACACUUCGACAAAAACUUGUGGCAAACGUUCAGACGAUCGAUACGUGACACUGGAUGUCAAAAUAUUAAACAGAAGAAUAUUUGAAAAAAAAAUACAGAACGCAUAGACAUUUGCAAUCUAACAAUAGAAAUUUCCAUUCUAGGAAUUUACUGACUCUCAUUCCCUAAGAAUGAGUAUAAAAUAUGAAUAAUUACUUUGUUUCACAAUUUACGCAACACUUUCGAUAAUAAAAAGUUCAGAUAACUGAAA
Osmia bicornis bicornis is the source of this 1626-nucleotide messenger RNA. RefSeq lists its product as uncharacterized. The coding region runs from base 586 to 1260 and encodes 224 amino acids. Lineage: Eukaryota; Metazoa; Arthropoda; Insecta; Hymenoptera; Megachilidae. The transcript has 5 exons. The record is from RefSeq and is a predicted model, not a curated record.